CAUGGCCGAGUGGCGGGGGGGCAUCCUGGACCACAAGAUGGGCCACCUGGCCUGCUUCUCCGGGGGCAUGAUCGGCAUCGGCGCCGACGAGGGCGCGCCCGACAAGCGGCGGCACUACCUCGACCUGGCCGCCGAGGUCACCCGCACCUGCCACGAGAGCUACGAUCGCUCGGCCACCAAACUGGGACCCGAAGCCUUCCGCUUCGACAGCGGCGCCGAAGCCACGGCGACCCGGCUGAGCGACAGAUACUACAUCCUCAGACCCGAGGUCAUCGAGAGCUACAUGUACAUGUGGAGGCUCACCCAUGACCCCAAGUACAGGGAGUGGGGAUGGGAGGCCGUGGAGGCGCUGGAGCGGCACUGCCGGGUGGAGUCGGGCUUCUCGGGGAUCCGCGAUGUUUACACCUUGACCGACAGCCACGACAACAUGCAGCAGAGCUUCUUCCUCUCGGAGACGCUCAAGUAUCUGUACCUGCUGUUCUCGGACGACGACCUCCUCCCCCCCGAGGACUGGGUGUUCAACACGGAGGCCCACCCGCUGCCCGUGGUGCGAAGGAGCUGCCUGCAGGACCCCUCGGCCGGCGCGCAGGACAAGAGCAAGCUCUCCGCAUGACCGCCGCCGUUGCCGUCCGUCUGACCGCGAGGCCCCGAGGGAGGCGUUCGAGUUCCUUUCCGGAAAAGGCCGCGGUGGGGUUUUUUCACGCUCGGAUUGUAUAUUCUGUCUUUUGCAUUGAUUUUUUUUUUUUUCCCGAAUGGACAAUCAAGACCAAACUUUUGCGGACACUUUUUUUUCCUCCGUGAGGAAAAGGAGCUCCUUACUGUCGAGGGAAAACCACUUUGUCAAGAUGGUUUAGAUGUUUUUCUUCUUUUAAAAGGUAUUAUUUCACAUGGCUGACCAAAGGAUUUCUUGGACCCGUUUCUGCAGACAAAAUUAAGCAUUGAAAUGUAAUGACAAGUGUUGAGAGCUCCAAAAUAGGCUGUUUGAUGUCAUGUUUCUAGCUGAAACUUUAUGAAAAAAGUGUCUUAUGCAUCCUGGGACCAUUGUAGGGUGGUGUGGGGGGUGGGGAUGGGGGGGGGGGCACAGCCAUUCUGGUGAUGCAUCCCAAAACCAAAUCAGUUUUCUUGUUUCUGUUCAUUUUCCGUUUUUUUUUGCGACCAACACUGAUUUUUGUCGGUUUUAUUAACGCUGUACAUAAAAAAAAAAAAAUCUUCCCUUUUUUCUUUUGUGAUCUUUUCUCUGUUGAUUUGCUUCCCUCAGGUGUUUCCGAUAAGAAAAAGGAGUCAAACUAACUUUAAAAAACAAACAAACAACCACAAACGUAUUCAGAUGUUAAGUCUACUUUUUGCAGAAACUUGGAUUUUUCUUCUUACGACUUGUUUGUUUUAACUUUGGUUGUUGAGUAUUUUUGAAAUACUGAUUCCAAAAAAAAAAAAAAAAAAAAAAAAUCAAUAAAAAGCUGUGCAACUUUGUACCUUUAAAAGAAGAA
This is a messenger RNA of Hippocampus comes (tiger tail seahorse), 1487 nucleotides long. Its product is annotated as mannosyl-oligosaccharide 1,2-alpha-mannosidase IA-like. The record is from RefSeq and is a predicted model, not a curated record. The transcript has 4 exons. NCBI's taxonomy places the organism in Eukaryota, Metazoa, Chordata, Actinopteri, Syngnathiformes, Syngnathidae. Bases 2 to 613 code for a protein of 203 amino acids. Gene Ontology annotation, biological process: carbohydrate metabolic process; mannose trimming involved in glycoprotein ERAD pathway. Gene Ontology annotation, molecular function: mannosyl-oligosaccharide 1,2-alpha-mannosidase activity; calcium ion binding. Gene Ontology annotation, cellular component: endoplasmic reticulum; Golgi membrane; extracellular exosome.